UUUAUACGUCGUUGUCUCUUUGUAUCGUUCGAAGUUCGCGAGGAUCGUUGUCGUCGUUCAUUUUCUGCAUUACUUUUGUGGAAAAAAUGAAAACUCUGCCCCUCUCGCCAUCGAGUGCGUUCUAUUAAUUCGGGGUUCGAGUGCGUAGUUUAUCUAGUGUAUAUCACCUUCGCCUUCGAGUGGAAGAAUUUUGAACGGCAUUUUCCGAAACCCCUCUAUUGGCAGUGAUGGUUAAGAAGAAGAGCGCCGAGCUGAGGGAUGAUGAUUCCUCGACGGAAUCUAAUGACGAUGUCAGAUCCCACAACCACCAUAAUGCAGCAAUGGGCGAGACUUGCGUUCACAUUAAGAAGUCUCUCGAUUUGAUGGUACUGAGAAAGAAGUUGCGAGUGUCAGGGUUGGAUAAACAAUGUUCCAAAUGUUUGGAGGAAAAGCCAACGGCUGCGGUGAAACCUGCCGAAGGCGAUGCGGAUGGAGCUGUGGACGGAGAUGGGCUACAGUUUGAGGAAGAUUUGAGUCUCUGGCUCUGUCUGAAAUGUGGAACCCAGUUGUGCGGGGUAUAUCGCAAUAAGCAUGCUAUGGAUCAUUACAAGACCCCUCGAUCGGAAUCUCAUGCGCUGGUGAUGAACACGACCGAUUUCAAGGUUUGGUGCUACCAGUGCGACGUGACGGUCAAUCCAAAAUCGAUGCCCCGACUGAUGGAAUGCGUUGAGUUUAUAACGCGUGAGGCGGAAAAGGCGAAAGCUAAAGAUAAUGGUCCACCGGCAAUCGCCAAUAUUGAGGAAAAGCUUAAGACAACCGCCGACUCGUUGAGGGCUCUCAGCGAUUCAAGUGUCACAAACAGCACCAUGGGCGUCGGGAAUCAAACGCGAUCGGAUAAUGUAAAUUACCGUGAUUUACGGUUGGAUUUUGGGAAGAAUCCAUCCCCUGCUGCUACUGCUGCUGCUUCCGUUGUGGACAGUUUGCCUAGACUUCGUGGGCUAUCGAAUCUGGGCAACACAUGUUAUUUCAACGCGGUCCUGCAAUGUCUAGCCCGAACGCCCUUCCUGUUGGAAGUUCUGCAGGAAUCGGCCGUUGCCGGGGAAAAGUUUCAGCUGCCGGGCGGCGUGUUGAAAUUGAAGGAUGGCACAGAGUCUGAGAUGAGACCGAUCAACGGCGAGCUGAACCAAUGGGGACCGUUGACCGAAGCGUUGGCAGAAGCACUGGCCGAGCUGAAGUCCAGCGCCGGUGGAGUCUUUUCGCCGCAAAAACUUCGUCGCCAGCUUAUCAUCAAAUGUUCCCAGUUUGCUGGGAUGGAUCAGCACGAUUCACACGAGUUAUUGAGGCAUCUGCUCGAGAGCGUACGGAAUGAGGACCUAAGAAGAUACCAACUGGUGAUCCUGCUAUCGAUGGGCUACGGAAAGAAUGUCGACCCAGCGAGCGUUGAAGACAGCAUAAAGGAGAAAAUCAAAUACUACGGACUGCAAGCGGCGGACCGAAUUCUGCGACCGGAACAGGUGUUCCGGGGUUUCCUGGUGUCGACCCUCACCUGUCAGGACUGUCAUCACGUCUCACCGCGCCACGAGUCCUUCCUCGAUCUGUCGCUGCCGGUGAGUAUGGAAAAACCCCAACCACCCAAUCGACGAAAAGGUAGCCCCGAGCCGGACAACGGAGCGAGCGCGGGUUUCAUCGGUCCGAAACCGAUGAGCAACAAAGAGCGCCGACGACUGAAGAAGGCUGAUCGGGCAGUAAAGCGGGACAAACAGUGGCUUAACCUGAAUGCUGCCGUCGGCAUAAACAGCGGGUCGGCAGCGGGUGCGGGUGAGGAAAGCACCGGGGAUGUUGGGGGAGGAGGAGGCGAUGCGGAAUCAGGCGCGGACAACGACGGAAUGUCCGAUGCGGACGUUGAGGAUAAUCUGACGGAUGAUUCGCAGCCGAAGAGAGUGCUUGAAGGUGUGGACCAGAACGGGAAUCAAUCUGCCGGCACACCUGUAGGACCGGAGAAGACGGACGAUACACCAGAGAACCCCAACAAAGGAGUCGUUGGUGAGAAAAAUGUUAUUUGCGAGUUCGGUCUCAGCGUCGAGGGGGUGGCCAAUAUGAUGGAGAAGAUCAACAUUAACAAUGAACAGCAGCUGCAGCAGAUGGAUUUGGAGGCCAAAAAAGCCAAAGCACGCCGUCAACGAACGCUGAGUCACAGCGACUGGGGAAGCACACUGGUCCCUCGGUAUCAGUGCGAGGAGAACGAGUGUUCGAUCCAGUCCUGUCUCAACAGCUUUACCGCAGUCGAACUGAUGACCGGCAACAAUAAAGUCUGCUGUGAAGCAUGUACGAAGCGAAUUAAUGGCGAAAACGGCAAAUCCGUCAAUACAAAUGCCACCAAACAAUUCCUCAUCUCUUCCCCGCCAGCCGUUAUGAUUCUCCAUCUCAAGCGCUUCCAGGUUGGACCUCGCGGGAUGCUGCGAAAGAUGACCAAAACCGUAACCUUCCCGCUGGUGCUCGACAUUGCCCCGUUCUGUGGAUCCCGUAUCAAGCGACUCCCGAAUGUGAAGCCAGGCCAAAAAAAGCUGCUCUACUCGUUGUACGGCAUCGUGGAACAUACCGGCACGAUGCACGGUGGACACUAUGUCGCGUACGUUAAAGUCCGUCCCCAGCUGGCGAAGGAUGACCCCCGGUGGGCAUUUAUUCCGAAGGGCUCGAAAACCGAACUGGAUCAGGAGGAUGAGCAGGCGGUUCAGCUUGAGCGCGAGUUGGCUAAAGAGCAGGCCCGCAGGAUGACCGCAAGUGCUUCGGCGCGCGACAGUGACGAUGCGCUAACUUCGUCCAGCAGCACCUCGAGCAGAUCGUCUCCCGAUACGCCUACGGACGCCGAAGAGGAGGGAGCCGUUGGCUAUUCACCCAAACCGGAGACGCUACCGGACGUGGAGUCGACACCCGGUAAGUGGUACUAUGUUUCCGACAGUCACGUGCGAGAGAUUCCCGAAGAAAACGUGCUGAACGCGGAAGCCUAUCUACUGUUUUACGAGCGGAUCUUCUGAACAAACUCUGUUGUGCAUUCGCAAUAUUAUUAUUAAUCUUUCUCUUCCCCCCAGUCCGUUUUUUAAACAAAAGAUAAUCAUUGUGAGAAUUGCAUUGCCUAGUGUAGAUAAUCUUGUUCAGUUUGUUAAUCUUCAAAUUUGUCAGUCGGCAAAACGAAAGCGACAUCUAGUCGUGGAAACGCUCUUCCUUGACUUACCCAAUACACAAACCAUAUGGCAAUUGGGAAGUUGAUCUUCCCUACUUACACUCAAACACACACGCAUAAGCACACCCAAAUAUACACACACCAAUCAGGAAUUUUGGUGCCUUUUUUUUUUGAACCAUUGAACUGUGAAUUAUGUUUUUUAUAAUUAAUUUAAUCUUCGCGAGAAGAUCCCGGAAAGAUAAAAAAUCUAUUUCUUUACUCAA
This is a messenger RNA of Toxorhynchites rutilus septentrionalis, 3423 nucleotides long. It is a transcript of the gene Usp16-45, whose product is annotated as ubiquitin carboxyl-terminal hydrolase 16. The transcript is spliced from 4 exons. The coding region runs from base 228 to 3014 and encodes 928 amino acids. NCBI's taxonomy places the organism in Eukaryota, Metazoa, Arthropoda, Insecta, Diptera, Culicidae. Gene Ontology annotation, biological process: protein deubiquitination. The record is from RefSeq and is a predicted model, not a curated record. Gene Ontology annotation, molecular function: zinc ion binding; cysteine-type deubiquitinase activity.